Molecule: messenger RNA, 7243 nt
Organism: Acinonyx jubatus (cheetah)
Lineage: Eukaryota; Metazoa; Chordata; Mammalia; Carnivora; Felidae
Gene: ARHGEF5
Product: Rho guanine nucleotide exchange factor 5
Exons: 14
Biological process (GO): intracellular signal transduction; activation of GTPase activity
Cellular component (GO): cytoplasm; nucleus
Molecular function (GO): guanyl-nucleotide exchange factor activity; protein binding
Source: RefSeq, a predicted model, not a curated record
GUGCCAUCCUGUACCUGGGCAGAGCGACGCAGACUCUCGGAGACGCAGCAAAGAGACCUAAGGGAUGUGGACAGCUGUGCAGCUGACAGCAUGACCUCGUUCCCCAAGGAAGCCUCUGCAGGUGCGGAGACCAACCAGGAGGACGCUGCGGGUGAGACCUGGGGCACUCCAGAGCAUCCGGAGGUGGCGCCUCAGAGCCCGGAGGACGGACGGGCAAGGACACGGGCUCCCGCAGAGCCCGGGGCCUGUCCUGCCCAGGAUGAACACCUGGACAUGGUCCUGGUAUCCAGUGAGCUGGGUGGCCGCAUGGAGAUGGAAUUUAGACCAGAACUCACUUCUUUGAUUUGGGGAACGGAACGUGCAGAAGAGAAGGGGGAGACUUUUCCAGACACCUCUGCUCAGCCCAGAUUUGGACCUGCCUGGGAAGAGCAUCUGUCAGAAACCAACCAGCCACGGGGCUCCGUCAGGCAGGGGGAAGAGCUGCGGUCUCUGGGGGCGCGAGAAGGUCAAGGGAGAGGGGCACUCGAGGGGCUGGAGGAGCAGGGGCUAGCGGAAGUGGGGUUCCAGGACGGAGGAACUGUCAGGGAGGGUGGGCAUGUGGGGGAGCAGGAGCAACUGGCAGAGCCGGAGAAGGGGACGGAGGGAGAACACGGGCAAAGCCAGGAACAGACACCAGGUGAUGUGAUGCUCACAAAACAGAGAGAAAGAACGAGGCUUUGUGGGGAAUUGGAAAGUCUGUGCUAUGGUGAGGAGGAGAGGAAGCCUCGGGGCCAGCGAGGUCUACAGCAGGGAGAGGAGGGGAGGAGGGCGUUAGGGGGGACAGAAGAGGGGAGCGUGGACGCCCCGUAUGAGGAGAAUCAAAGCCUGGUGGGGAAAUCAGGGAGAGUAACUGGAAGGCAAGAAGGUCAAGGUCUGCAGGGGCAAGUGAUGCCGGGGAAGGGGCAGGUAGAGGAGGCGGGGUCAAGUGAGGAGGAACCAGGGAGUUGGGUUGGGGACCCGCUGUGGGGAGAGGGCAGACAAGAGAGUACCAGAGAAGGGGAGGCCCAUGAUGGUGUUUCCACACUGGCUCUGGUAGCCCCUGAGGUCUCUUCUCCCUGUGACUUAUUUCUAGACGCCUGUUACCCCAUGACCAGUACUCCUGGGACUCAGAAGGAGCCUCGGGCUGAGGAACUAUCCCCUACAGCUCUGGGUCCUACACUGGAGCCAGGAGGAUGGUCCUGCCAGCCCGUUUCUUUACCUGGCUCUUUUCCUGCUGGGGAGUCACCUGACCAAGAAGCAGCUCAGGAUAGCCAGCAAGAGGGAUCUGAGCCUGGGAGGGGGACGGUGUUCAGCUUGGGGACUGAGAUGGCCUCUGCCAGUACAUCCGGGACUCCUCCAAGGACACCAGACUCAGCUCCUUCCAGUCCUGCUGAAGUUUCCCCCAGCACAACUACAUCAUCAUCUGCCAGCUCCCCACUUGCCUCUCCCAGGAGGGAGCCGUCUCUUGCUGCACAUUCUCUAGAAACCUCCAGAGCAUCUGUUUGGACCAACAGGGCAUCUCAUUGUGAGGCUUUGGAGACUCCUGCUGCUGCCCUCCAUGGCUUCCCCUCUGCAGAGGCCACCGUGGAAAUCUCCACCAGCUCUAGUUGGACCAGCCCUCAGAGCCCCCCCAGCCACCCUACAGGGGCUGUCCAGCACCUGAGGAGCAACUCCUUCCCGGGCUCUCAUAGGACAGAGCCGACUCCGGACCUGCUGGGAAUAUCACUUUCCUUCUCCCAUUCAGAGUUGCCCCAGAGGCCCCCCAGACCUGCCAUCUCUGGCUCUGUGAUUCCAAGAAGGGACAGGAAAGGUGGUAGGGACCACAGGAUCAUUCCAGAAUCCCCUAGUUCAUUAUCCACUCUGGGGCAAGACUCUCAAGAAUUCACUUCAAAUCCAGAAAUGUCCAGCAGUCCCCACAGCAGCCAGCCGUGGGGCUCCCCACACACUUCAGCCUUUUCCCCAGGGCCUCCUGCCUAUGGCUCUUCCCCACCCCUUGUCUCUGUAGAUACGAGGAUCCAUGAACCUCUGCCCCCUCCUACCCCAGAGAAGAGGCAUGUCCAACCCUCCAUGGUGGAAAGAGACAGCCAUCUCCAUGCAGGGGUUUCCACACUGAAGCGGUGUGCCCUUCCUCUUCCAUUGGCCCCAGGUUUGGGGCUACAUGGCCCCCCCAAAGGCCCACUUCCCCCAGUUCCUGACCCCCUUGUGGCAAGGCAGCACCGACCUCUGCCCUCUAUCCCAGACACGCCCCACCCUCCUCAGACCUCGUUCUCCCGCAAACUGAGAUACAACAAGCCAUUACCCCCAACCCCUGAUUUGUCCCAGUCCCACCAUCCUGUUUCUUUUAGUAGUGCAAGGAUCUACAGGCCUCUACCCCCUGUCCCUAUUAUGGAUCCCCCCACUGAACCACCCCCAUUACCCCCAAAGUCCAGGGGGAGGAGCAGGAGCACUCAGGGAGGACUCAUGAAUUCAGGGGGUCAGGGCAAGCCAAGGCCUGUUUGUCAAGAGUGGACAGUCUCCACUCCCCAUUCUGCUGGACGUACCUCCUGGCCCCCAGCUAUGGGUCGGUCGACAGACUCUUUGGCUUCUACCAGCAGGAAUAAGAGUGAAGUGUCCCCUGGCAUGGCUUUCAGCAACAUGGCAACCCUUCUGAGUCCCUCUUCCCCAACCACGCCCUGGAAUCUGGAGCUCCAGGGACCUGCCUCUGAACCAGGACCCUCAGAAGAGUCUGAGGCCCCUGCCAGAGGGUCUUCGAGAAGAACAGCCCCUCAGGAAGGAGCCAAUGGCCUGAGGAGGUUGGAUCGAGGCCAAGCAAGGCAGUCAGACAAACUCAGCCAUCCCCACCUGGAGAAGGCAUCCAGCUGGCCCCACAGGCGAGACCCAGGGAGACCCCCGGAGGGCGGCAGCGGGCAGGUUGCAGACCCUGGCGAGGGGUCCAGUAAGCACAAGGGCUGGAAUCGGCAAGGCCUGCGCAGGCCUUCUAUCUUGCCUGAGGGCUCUUCAGAGACGAAAGGUCCAGCCGUAGAAAAAUCCCCUGGCUCUUCAGACACCAUCGUUUUUCGGGAGAAGAAACCAAAGGAGGUGUUGGCAGGCUUUUCAAGACGCUGCUCGAAGCUCGUCAACUCCUCCCAUCUGCUUUACCAGGAGUACAGCGAUGUGGUUCUGAACAAGGAGAUUCAGAGCCAGCAGCGGCUGGACAGCCUGGGAGAGGCGCCGGGGCCCGCCUCCCCCCGGCAGCCCCGGAGGGCCCUGGUCUCCUCGGAGUCUUACCUGCAGCGCCUGUCCGUGGCCUCCAGCGGCUCCCUCUGGCAGGAGAUCCCGGUGGUGCGCAAUAGCACCGUGCUGCUCUCCAUGACCCACGAAGACCAAAAACUGCAGGAGGCCAAAUUCGAGCUGAUCGUGUCAGAAGCCUCAUACCUGCGCAGUCUGCAUGUGGCAGUGGACCAUUUCCAGCUUUCCGCCCCACUGCGGGCCACCCUUACCAACCAAGAAUACCAGUGGCUCUUCUCUCGUUUACAGGACGUGCGUGAAGUCAGCACCACGUUCCUUUCAGACCUGGAGGAGAACUUCGAGAACAACAUCUUCACCUUCCAAGUGUGCGAUGUGGUCCUGAACCAUGCCCCCAACUUCCGCCGGGUCUACCUGCCUUACGUCACCAACCAGACCUACCAGGAACGCACCUUCCAAGUCCUGCUGAACAGCAAUAGCAGCUUCCGGGAGGUUCUGGAGAAGCUGGAGAGCGAUCCUGUCUGCCAGCGCCUUUCCCUCAAGUCCUUCCUGAUCCUGCCUUUCCAGCGCAUCACCCGUCUCAAACUGCUGCUUCAGAACAUUCUGAAGAGAACACAGCCUGGCUCUUCAGAGGAAGCAGAAGCCACCAAGGCACAUCAUGCCUUGGAGGAGCUGAUCCGAGACUGCAACAACAAUGUCCAGAGGAUGCGCCGGACAGAGGAGCUCAUCUACCUGAGCCAGAAGAUUGAGUUUGAGUGCAAAAUAUUCCCGCUCAUAUCGCAGUCACGCUGGCUGGUGAAGAGUGGAGAGCUGACGGCCCUCGAGUUCAGUCUCUCCCCAGGGCCGCGAAGGAAACUGAACACGCGUCCAGUUCACUUGCAUCUCUUCAACGACUGUCUGUUGCUGUCUCGGCCCCGAGAGGGUAGCCGGUUCCUGGUAUUCGACCAUGCUCCCUUCUCCUCCAUCCGAGGGGAAAAGUGUGAAAUGAAGCUACACGGACCUCACAAAAACCUCUUCCGGCUCUUCCUGCUGCACAACGCACAGGGCACCCAGACUGAGUUCCUCUUCAGCACAGAGACCCAAAGUGAAAAGCUUCGAUGGAUCUCAGCCUUGGCCAUGCCCAGAGAGGAGUUGGACCUUCUAGAGUGUUACGACUCCCCGCAAGUACAGUGCCUUCGAGCCUACAAACCCCGAGAGAAUGACGAGUUGGCGCUGGAGAAGGCAGACGUGGUCAUGGUGACUCAGCAGAGCAGCGAUGGCUGGCUGGAGGGCAUGAGACUCUCAGAUGGGGAGCGAGGCUGGUUCCCUGUGCAACAAGUGGAGUUCAUUUCCAACCCAGAAGUCCGAGCCCGGAACCUGAAGGAAGCUCAUCGAGUCAAGACUGCCAAACUACAGCUGGUGGAACAGCAGACCUAGCUUUCUCUGGGAGGAAUCCCCUGAGCAUAAGGACAAGAUGUUCCUGGAAAGGGCUGGCCCCAGAACCCUUCAACAGAGGCUUUCUGUGGACCAAGAACUAGACCUUCGGAAAACUCAAGAACAAAAACCCAGCUACCAGUUGCUAGUCCCAAACCUCCUGUUUUUGUGCUUUGUGCUUGGUGGAGGGAUUUUGAAGGACUUUGCACUGGACUCUGAGAAGCUUUUCUCAUAAGAAAAGGGAGAAAUGGGGCCUAAGCCAAGGAACUUUACCUCUACUACCAUAUAGUACUUAAACAUUCUCUGUUUCCAGAAUACAGAUUCAGGGCUGACCAAAGUUAACAUCGCGGCUACAAGUUAAACAGAAUCUGAUCUCAGUUCACUGGAGGGAGAUGUUUAAGGGGGAUUAACACACCACAUGAGAGGAUCAAGCUAGUGACCUCUAAGGUGCCUUCCAACUCAAGAGAUUUUCCCUAAUUAUUGGUGUGAGGUCAGGGCAUGCAUCUCUGGGAUCUAUGUCUGUUGGUGGCAAUGUGAGGGUUGUACUCUCUCACGCUAAUAAACUUGGCACUUCUCUGAGUGUUUUCUUCUCAGACUCCUGAGCACUGAACGGGGUUUGGAACAUGGAAUUCUGUGAGAAUUCUAGGCCAUUUGAUUUAGGUACCAUGAAAGACCAAGAUGGUGCCUAGAUCAGGGCAGAUGCCAACUCUUGCUUUAUGAUUCCCAAGAGUUUGGGCAGCUUCUCUGUUUGUUACAGCCUCAGAGGUUGUACAAGGGGUUAAAAGGAAUUGACGAGUGGUAAAAACCCCAUUCAAACCUUUUUUACUGAACCUAUAAGUUAAGCAUAGGUUAGUUCGAAUGGAUUUGGAAAUCCUACUGAGACCAUUCGUGAUUUUAUAUUUUGACUUGAAUUAUGAUGAAGGUAUCUUCCCAGCUGUUUCAUCCUCUUUGUGAAAAGUAGCGUGCUAUAAUGGAAGAGUCCUAGAACCCAAGUCAAGAGACCAUCUUGCUGUACUGCCAUAGUUCAGCCUGUCCAUGUCUCAGUUUCCUUAAGUGUAAAAGGCAGGAUUGGGCCAAUCUCAAAGUCCUAUCCAGCUCUGCAAUAUAGGAUUCUCUAUCUCCUACUGGAUUGCCUUCCUCGAUUUAGCAUCACUGUAUGAUUUUUCAUAUAGAGCCCUCACAUAGUCACCUUUUAAGCUGGAUCAUUAUAGUUCUUCUGUGGACAUUCUACUGCUCUGUUUCAUCUUUAGGAGUGCCCAGGAGUAGCAUUGCAUUGCAGCUUUGUGCAAAGGUAAGAAUAAUGGUGUAAAUUUUGUCCUCUACCCAAUUAAGGAUGAUACAACACGAUAGUCUCAUGUUUGUUAACACAUUCUGUUUUCUACCCAUCCUAAAAUAUAGUUUAGCUGGCUUAAUUUUUAGAAAAGUUAUCACUGUAGUAAGAUGGGACUCACUUAUCCUAAAAAAGUUGACAUGACUGAAAAAUCUAAAAUAGGGAUGGUUUUAGAGAAGUUCAAUUGAAGUUUUCACUAUUUUCAUAAAGCCAGCUUUUUAUUAUUAAUAUAUGAUAUAUUAAUAUGUAUAUACUGUAUGUAAAUUAGCAAUUGGUUCUUCUUAAUAGCUUUAAUAAUUAACAUAAUCCACAUUAUUUGUUCAAACCACUAUUUGACUACUGGCCAUGUGGCUCAAACAGAGCCGUAUCCCAAUCUUUAUAUUUUCUAGGCAAAUUCUCCCUUAUUUUCCCAAAGAGAUACAAUGUCAACUUCUGAAUGAUACACAUGCAAAUAAUUUUCUUAAUUGAAUGACUACUUCUUUGUUUGAAGUUGCUAAGGCUUUCUGGGUGUCUUUGAAGCUGACAUUUAUAAGACUAAAACUGCCUUUAGAUAUUUAAUAUGUAUUCAUUUAAUUGGGUUAUUCUCACCUAAUCUGGGAGAUUAAAAGACAAUUGGCUUCUGCCUGUCUUUUGUUUUAAAAACAAAAACCAAACAAAAACUUAGAUAUGAGUAAUCUCUACUCAGUUGAAUUGCUAAAUUUUCUAUCCUUUGGGUUUUGGAGAAUUGGGUAUAGGUCUACUUAUUGUUUCUUCUUUCUUCAGAUUUCCAUAAUUCAACACAAUUUAUUCUUGAAUUCUGAUUGACGUCAUUAUCUUAGAAACAGCAAUUUCUGAUAAGAGAUUGUGCAAACAACCAUUACCAACACGUUUGGGACAGAAUUAACAUCUGAGGCAUGUAUGAAUAUACAGUGUUUUUGUUUUUGUUUUUAAGCAAAACCAUGCACAUGGAUAGUGUCUUCAAGAGACAUCAAGGGUAGUUCUUUAUCGCCCUUUUCUGGAUUGUAACACGCCUGGAGCUUAGCAGAUUUCUGCUGAACUAUUUCCUUUGUGCCCUUGACCACACUGAAUUUCCAUCUAUCACUUUUACCACUAACACAGCUUAGAAAGCUGUUCUUUAAAAUUUAUUUUCACCAUUAACUCUUCACUUACAGUUAACUAUGAUCUUAAGUUUUUUAUUGUGUACUAUUUGCUCUGCUGUGGUCAUUUGUAAUAAUUUUAAUAAUUUCAGCCUACAUGUUAAUAUCUGGAAGGCUCACA